Messenger RNA from Micropterus salmoides (largemouth bass), 2178 nucleotides. RefSeq names its product pinopsin-like. Gene Ontology annotation, molecular function: G protein-coupled receptor activity. Gene Ontology annotation, biological process: visual perception; G protein-coupled receptor signaling pathway. The transcript has 4 exons. The record is from RefSeq and is a predicted model, not a curated record. Gene Ontology annotation, cellular component: photoreceptor outer segment; membrane. Bases 128 to 1291 code for a protein of 387 amino acids. NCBI's taxonomy places the organism in Eukaryota, Metazoa, Chordata, Actinopteri, Centrarchiformes, Centrarchidae.
CUCCGGUGAAGAUGGAGCAGAAAGCAGCGGCGGCGCGUCGCUGCAGGACUCGAGCCUUCAUCAGUGUGUGAACUCCAGAAAGCUUCUGUUGCUUUUUACGUUCUCCAGAGAGGACCCGCAGCCCGACAUGUUCUCCGAGGGGAGCGACUUCAACCUGACGUCCAGCCUGAACCUGUCCUCUCUGGAGCGGGACUGGAGCGACUCGGCGCUCGGGCGGCUGUCGCGCAGCGGUCACCGCGUGGUGUCGGUGUUUCUGGGCUCCAUCAUGGUGUUCGGUUUCCUCAACAACCUGCUGGUUCUGGUUCUGUUCUGCCGCUUCAAGACUCUGCGGACCCCGGUCAACAUGCUGCUGCUCAACAUCAGCGUCAGCGACAUGCUGGUGUGCGUCUGCGGCACGACGCUCAGCUUCGCCUCCAGCCUGCGGACGCGCUGGCUGUACGGCCGGCUCGGCUGCAUGUGGUACGGCUUCGUCAACUCCUGCUUCGGCAUCGUGUCUCUGAUCUCUCUGGCCGCCCUGUCCUACGACCGGUACAGCACCCUGAUGGUGUACAACAAGCAGGUCUCGGACUACAGGAAGCCACUGCUGGCGGUGGGGGGUGCGUGGCUGUACUCCCUGCUGUGGACGGUGCCCCCCCUGCUGGGCUGGAGCAGCUACGGCCCCGAGGGGGCCGGGACCAGCUGCUCGGUGACGUGGACGGAGAGGUCGUUCGGCUCUCACUCGUACAUCAUCUGUCUGUUUGUCUUCUGUCUGGGCCUCCCCGUCCUCGUCAUGGUCUACUGCUACGGCCGCCUGCUCUACGCCGUCAAACAGGUGGGUCGUAUCAGGCACACGGCAGCUCGUCGCAGAGAUUUUCACAUCCUGUUCAUGGUCAUCACCACGGUGGUGUGUUACCUGGUCUGCUGGAUGCCGUACGGCGUCGUUGCCAUGAUGGCCACCUUUGGACGGCCAGGGAUCAUCAGCCCCGUGGCCAGCGUCGUCCCGUCGCUCCUCGCCAAGAGCAGCACCGUCAUUAACCCCGUCAUCUACAUCCUGAUGAACAAACAGUUCUACCGCUGCUUCCUGAUCCUGUUCCACUGUAAACACCAGACAUCGGAGAACGUUCAGUCCUCCAUGCCCUCCAGGACCACCGUGGUCCAGCUCAACCGCAGAGUGUGUGACAGCAGCCCAGCGGCCACCGGCCUGGCGGUGCUCACCGGAACUGGUACAAUCCACACGGAUGGAACAACAUGUCCAACAGAACCGACGCCACUGAGCCACCUGAACCCUCCUUAUCCUGAAUCCUCCUCCUGAGACAUGUGAUUGGACUAGAAACCCAAGGGGUGGGGCACAGUCCCGCCCCCACCUGUGUUGUGUGUGACAGUGGCUCCGCCUCCUGGAAACUCUUGAUGUCACCCCAGGUGUGACCCCAGUGUGUUGGUGCAGUGAUCGUAUCACCUGAAAACCUCGAGGCUGUGAUGCUCAACCAGCUGAGGUAUAGAGGACAAACUGUGUCGCUGUUCUGGGUCAGUGAUAAAAAGAUUUGAAACUUCACUGUUUAGUAACUUGUAGGUGUAAAUGGACAUGUGUAAAAUACUUGAUUAUUAAGAGUAUUACAUCAGUGUACAUGUAAUUAACAGAGAAUUACACACUAAUCUAUUGCUGGGGCAAUUCGUCGACGUAAUUGAUUACGUAAUCGCUGUAUCUCGGCGCCUUCGACCGUCUAAAGUUUGGAGUAUUUCAGACAGACACUCAACAACGUGCUGCUCCGUGAGCUCUGAACAGGAAACGGCUUCACUGCAGCACAACUGCUGUCCACGAACACGUGAAACAUACGCCGCAGCACUUUGUCUAGACGGCAGCACCGCAAAUCGUGUUUCCUUUCUGUCGCCACACGAGCACGAGGACACGUAGUGUUUCUUCAUUGCCUUCAUGUUAAAAGUAAUUUCUGCCCCGCUGCGGUCAUGGUAACGUAACGUUACACCGCGAGUCAUGUAACGAUCGGCUGUUUCAUAUUUUCUGUUUCUUUAAUGGCCACGUAUGAGCGAGAAAACAGCUGAAUCUGAUUACAGACAAUCUGUCUUUCUGACUGUCUUUCAGGUGUUCACUGAUGCAGAAAUACAUUUUAUUAUCAUACUGCAUUACUUAAUAAUGAAAUGAUCCUAAUUAAUGUCUGUUAUUGUUAUUAUCACAACACAUCA